AUGCUCUCCGCAACCUCUGCCGUUUUCCGGGCCGGCGCCCGUCGAGCCGUUCCUCGCGUUGUCCGCCAGCGUCAAGCCGUCGCCGGUGCCCGCGCCAACCCUUUCCAGCGCCUCAAUGCCAUCCGCGCCCUGUCCAGCACCAGCUCCCAGUCCGAGCAGGCCAACCGCGACCGCACCCGAGCCAUCAUCAUCAGGACCCUGAGCCAGAUCGGCAGCCGCCGCGAGGGCCAGCAAUACCUCUCCUACUUCACCUCCGUCUCCUCCCAGAAGUUCGCCGUGAUUAAGGUUGGCGGUGCCAUCCUCACCGACUACCUCGAUGACUUGUGCGAGAACAUUGCCUUCCUCUACGAGGUCGGCCUCUACCCCGUCAUCGUCCACGGUGCCGGCCCUCAGCUCAACCGCCUUCUCCAGGAGGCCGGCGUCGAGCCCGAGUUCGAGGAGGGCAUCCGCGUCACCGACCCCAAGACCCUCACCGUCGCCCGCAAGCUGUUCCUCCAGGAGAACAUGAAGCUCGUCGAGAAGCUCGAGGGUCUCGGUGUCCGCACCCGUCCUCUGACCACCGUCCUGACCGCCGACUACCUCGACAAGGAGAAGUGGAACCUGGUCGGCAAGAUCACCAGCGUCGACAAGGCCCCCGUCGAGCUCGCCAUCUCGCAGGGCUACGUCCCUAUCCUCACCUCCAUGGCUGAAACCACCGAGGGCCAGAUCCUCAACGUCAACGCCGACGUCGCCGCCGCCGAGCUUGCCCGCGCGCUUGAGCCCCUCAAGAUCGUCUACCUCUCUGAGAAGGGCGGCUUGUUCAACGGCGAGACUGGCGACAAGAUCUCCCACAUCAACCUCGACGAGGAGUACGACCAUCUCAUGUCCCAGUCUUGGUGCCGCUACGGUACGCGCCUCAAGAUCAAGGAGAUCAAGGAGCUUUUGGAGACUCUGCCGAGAACCUCGAGCGUUGCCAUCAUCCACCCUAGUGAUUUGCAGAAGGAGCUGUUCACCGAUUCCGGUGCCGGUACCCUGAUCCGCCGCGGCGACAAGAUCGAGUCUGCCGACAGCAUUGCUGCAUUCCCCGACCUUGCCAAGCUGAAGCAGACCCUCAUCCGUGACAGGGAGGGUAUGGAUGCCGAGGCUACCGUCGACCGCUACAUCGAGUUCCUCAAGGGCACUCCCUUCAAGGCUUACUACGACGAGCCCCUCAACUGCCUCGCCAUCGUCCUGCCCCCCAACGCCGAGCGCUCUCACCCGACCCUCGCCACCCUGACCGUCACUAAGGAGGGCUGGCUCAGCAACGUCACCGAGAACGUCUUCCACGCCAUUAAGAAGGACCACCCCAAGCUCGUCUGGACCGUCAGCGAGGAGGACGAGAACCUCACCUGGUUCUUCGACAAGGCGGACGGCAGCUUCUCCAGCAAGGGCAACCAGCUGUUCUGGUACGGCAUCGACAACCUCCAGGAGCUGGGUGUCCUUACCGACGAGUUCAACGCCCACGGAAGAGCCAUGCUCGGCGACUCCAACCUCGAGGCCCGUCUGCGCCGUGCCGCCCAGGUUUCCAACCGCAACCUGUCUCAGUCCAGCCAGCCCGCUCAGGCUCGCGCAUUCUCCACCAUGGCCCGCCGUCCUCAGUGGGCCCCGGCCGCCGCCCGUCUCAACGGCAAGCGCACCUACGCCACCACCACCAACCCUAACCCUCCCCUGGGAAAGAAGAACGCCUCUAACGACGUUCCCUCCCGCGUUGCGCUGAUUGGUGCCCGUGGCUACACCGGCCAGGCUCUCAUCGACCUCAUCAACUCCCACCCCAACAUGGAUCUCAGACACGUCUCCUCUCGUGAGCUUGCUGGAAAGAAGCUCGAGGGAUACACCAAGAGGGAAAUCACCUACGAGAACCUGAGCCCCGACCAGGUCACCGAGCUCGAGAAGAAGGGUGCCAUUGACUGCUGGGUCAUGGCUCUCCCCAACGGUGUCUGCAAGCCUUACAUCGAGGCCAUUGAGGAGGCUCGCAAGGGCGGUGCUGACCACCGCAGCGUCAUUGUCGACCUGUCCGCUGACUACCGCUUCGACAACACCUGGACCUACGGUCUUCCCGAGCUCACCAAGCGCUCUGAGAUCUACAAGGCUGACAAGAUCUCCAACCCUGGCUGCUACGCUACUGCUGCCCAGCUCGGCAUUGCCCCUCUGGUCGAGCACCUCGGCGGUGCCCCCUCCGUCUUUGGUAUCUCUGGCUACUCUGGCGCAGGCACCAAGCCCUCCCCCAAGAACGACAUCAACAUGCUCCGGGACAACCUGAUGCCAUACAGCUUGACGGACCACAUUCACGAGCGUGAGAUCAGCGCCAAGCUCGGUGCCGAGGUCGCCUUCUCCCCUCACGUCGCUUCUUGGUUCCGCGGUAUCCAGGCCACGAUCCACAUCCCGCUCAACAAGACCUUCACCUCUCGUGACAUCCGCCAGAUCUACCAGGACCGCUACGCUGGUGAGAAGCUAGUCAAGGUCGUCGGCGAGCCCCCCUUAGUCAGGAACAUCAUGAACAAGCACGGUGUCGAGAUCGGUGGUUUCGCUGUCCACAGCAGCGGCAAGCGCGUCGUCGUCUGCUCCACCAUUGACAACCUGCUCAAGGGUGCCGCCACCCAGUGCCUGCAAAACAUGAACCUCGCUCUUGGCUACGCGGAAUACGAGGGCAUCCCCACCAUGUAA
Messenger RNA from Colletotrichum gloeosporioides, 2682 nucleotides. RefSeq names its product Protein arg-6. Gene Ontology annotation, biological process: L-arginine biosynthetic process. NCBI's taxonomy places the organism in Eukaryota, Fungi, Ascomycota, Sordariomycetes, Glomerellales, Glomerellaceae. Gene Ontology annotation, cellular component: mitochondrial matrix; mitochondrion; cytoplasm. Gene Ontology annotation, molecular function: NAD binding; acetylglutamate kinase activity; arginine binding. The transcript is spliced from 2 exons. The record is from RefSeq and is a predicted model, not a curated record. The coding region runs from base 1 to 2682 and encodes 893 amino acids.